GUUUUUGUGAAUUUAAUGUUGGGAGGAGGACGAGGAUUCCGCUUUGCCGUUUUCGUGAACCGGAGUCCUAAGUCUGUCUCUCAUCCCGUCGUGAGACCUCGUGUUUUUUCACGAGGACGUCGUCUUUCAUUCGUUCGUUGCAUGAGCGCUCGCUACGCAUCGCUUGAGUUCAAGCUGAGGCCAACCCCCUGAGCACAGCUUGGCGCUGCGCUCCAGUCACUCAACCACCAUUGUUGGAACUUGUUGGGGCCAUUUCUGGGCUCGCUUUUCACGCGGCUGCAUACCAUGAGCACGUCGAGCAGAAGAAGCUCGCUGGAAACUGCUGCUGCUCGUCGUAAAUGAAGCGUCGGUUUUGUCCAAGAAAGCACACGCAGUCACGGACUAUCAAUGAGCUCCAAUGAAGCGAACCACAGGUGGUCCAGUAUGAUUCUUGUCGGAUUGAUGAUGUGUUUCCCUCUCCAAGACCAAGAGGCCAAGACCACCUCCCUUCGCGGUCACACCCGGGACUCUCUUCUUUGCCCUAGACGCCCGCCCUUGACUCCAUGAGACCUUCGCCCUCCUGUUUUGAAUGGCCAUGCCGAGCUAUCCGUCUGCUCUGGCGAAAUUUGUUGGCGCCAUUCGGUGGUGGUCGAUCGAUGACGAAUGUCGGCCCUUUGAUCGCAGAGUUCUGAUUUUGCAACACUCUCGUGCAUCGUAUGUUGCAGCUCUGGUCGUCAACUGUUUCAUCUUCUCUCCCCGACUCGACUCGGGCCAAGUUCCUCGAAGCAGCCCCUCCCUGUGCCACCUUAUUUGUCGAACAUUGUUCAAAGUCAAGUGCCUGUUGGACCGUGGCAAGGGUUGGUCCCAAUUGACCGAAGAUUCCAGCUUGCGUUAAUGUAGAGCCACCUCUUUCCAAUUUGGCGGUUAAUCUCAUUCAGCCAAAAAAUAGAAACGUUUGCUAUCUUUCUUAUUUUGAAUCAGGGACGAAGUGGAUAGCAGAAGGGCAUGAUCACUUAUACCUCUGACUUGUUUAAAAAUAAUAAUUGUGUAAACCUCAGGCAUAACCCAAUCUUAAGGUUGGUUAUGCCUUAGGUUAAGGUUAUGAAAGGUUAGGGUUUUCUAGAUGAAUUUCCGGCAUGUUAAAUUAAGUUUGGGUUUUAAAGUUCAAAUUGCGGAGUCUGCUUAGAUAUGUUCUCGACUUAAGCCAGUUUGGAGUUUUUUGGCUGACAUCUUAGAUCGGUAUCCAGGUGUAAAACGUUUGUUUAAAAAUGCAUGCGGCAGUAUAUUUUGGAUAUUCUCCUGAGGACAAAAGG
Marchantia polymorpha subsp. ruderalis is the source of this 1292-nucleotide messenger RNA. NCBI's taxonomy places the organism in Eukaryota, Viridiplantae, Streptophyta, Marchantiopsida, Marchantiales, Marchantiaceae. The record is from the annotation of a GenBank genome assembly.